Messenger RNA from Filobasidium floriforme, 959 nucleotides. RefSeq names its product putative casein kinase II beta chain. Lineage: Eukaryota; Fungi; Basidiomycota; Tremellomycetes; Filobasidiales; Filobasidiaceae. Gene Ontology annotation, cellular component: protein kinase CK2 complex; cytoplasm. The record is from RefSeq and is a predicted model, not a curated record. Gene Ontology annotation, molecular function: protein kinase regulator activity. The transcript is spliced from 5 exons. Bases 137 to 916 code for a protein of 259 amino acids.
CCAAGCUGAAGACCUUUGUGGUAAGCCAACCGCUACAAGCUAUCAAGAUCCCAGGUCUUUCUGCCUCUGUCCAGGGCUGGAGUAGUAUAGGACUAGAUUACGAUCCGAAACCGGUUAGCGGCUAGACAGAACAACUAUGAACGAAUACUCUACGGGCUCCGAUUCGGAGUAUGCCAAUAGCUGGAUCACUUGGUUCUUGUCGACCAAGGGCAACGAAUACUUUGUCGAGAUCGACGAGGACUACAUCCUGGAUCGCUUCAACUUGACCGGAUUGAACGGGGAGGUGGUGCAAGAGUAUGCUAGGGCGCUCGACCUGAUCACGGAUCAGCUUGAGGAUGAGGAUGACAUGGACGAAGAUUUGCGGGAAACGAUCGACAAUUCGGCGAGGUAUCUGUACGGCCUAAUUCACGCUCGAUACAUCAUCACAACACGAGGCUUGGCCAAGAUGCUCGACAAGUACCGCAGCGCCGACUUUGGCACCUGCCCCCGCGUUUACUGCUACUCUCAACCCGUUCUCCCCGUCGGUCUCGCCGAUGCACCUUAUCAGAAAGCCGUCAAACUAUAUUGCCCUCGUUGUGAAGACCUCUAUUCGCCAAAAGGUAGCCGACAUGGCAACAUCGACGGUGCUUACUUUGGGACGACUUUCCCUCAUAUGCUGUUCAUGGUCUACCCACAUAUGGUCCCGAGUAAAGGUCCCCCUGUACCAGGACCGGGGGGCCCGGGAGGACCUGUCGGACAUGUGGGCGGAGCUUCGGGAUUGCCGGGAUACCUGGGACAUGGGCCGACGGGAAUUGGGUCGAUCAGCACGGCGGCGGCGGCUAUCAAGGCGGAGGUGUAUGAUCCCAAGUUGUUUGGAUUCCGGGUCAACGAAUCGGCCAAGCUGAAACGAUGGCGGGAAGCGAUGCGGGACGAGUGAGCAAGUCAAGCGCUUAGAGGGGAUCGAGAAGGAAGAAGGUGGA